AUGCCGGGUCAGUCAACUAAAGCAGGGAAGACCAAGAAGAAGGAGAAAGGAGGCGUGGUGGCAGAUAGAGCUCCAGUGCUGCUCCUGCUCCUGCUCCUCCUCCUCUUCAGGGAACUUUGCUGCCCUGGGGAGAGCACAGCUCUAGGAUCCCAUCGUCCAGCAGCAGGAGAGCCCCUCUCCUUCUGCAUGCUCCAGGUCUCCUCCUUUGCCAACAACAGCUGGGCGCAUACCCAGGGCUUAGGCUCACUGGGCAAGCUGCAGACUCACUCCUGGGAUGGUAUCGUGGGCACCAUCCUCUUUCUGAGGUCAUGGUCCCAGGGAGACUGCAGCAAAGAGGAGAUGAAGAACUUGCAGGUGCUGCUCCAGUUGUACUUUGCCAGGGAAGUGCAGGAAGUACAGGCCUUUGCCAGUCAAUUUCAGUUUGAAUACCCCUUUGAGCUCCAGAUAUCAGCUGGUUGUAAAAUGCACGCUGGGAAGGUCUCAGAAAUCUUCGUAAAUGGAGCAUAUCAAGGAUCACAUUUCCUCAGUUUCCAAGGAAGUUCCUGGGUGCCGUCUCCAGCAGCAGGGAGUCAGGCCCAGAAUGUCUGCAAGGUGUUCAAUCACUACCGAGAUAUUAAAGAAAUAGUCCAGAGCAUGUUUGGUCACGCCUGCCCUCGAUUUCUGGCAGGCCUCCUUGUAGCGGGAAAGUCAGAACUGGAAAGACAAGGUGAGCCCGACUCUCUCUCCUCUCUUAGCUGGGUGUCCAGAGGUCCCAGUCCUGGGCAUGGCCAUCUGCUGCUGGUGUGUCACAUCUCCGGAUUCUACCCAAAGCCUGUGUAGGUGAGGUGGAUGCAGGGUGAGCAUGAGCAGAUGGGCACUUGGUACAGUUACCUCCUGCCCAGUGCUGAUGGGACAUGGUAUCUCCGAGUGACCCUGGAUGUGGCACCUGGGGAGGCGGCUGGCCUGUCUAUCCAGGGGAAGCACAGCAGUCUCAGGGGCCAAGACAUAAUCAUCCACUGGGGUGGAUACUCCAUCCUCCUGAUAUUGAUCUGUUUGAUGGUCGUAGUUACCCUGGUCAUGUUCGUUGUAGUCGAUUCACGGUUUAAAAAACAAUGGUAA
Propithecus coquereli (Coquerel's sifaka) is the source of this 1098-nucleotide messenger RNA. Its product is annotated as T-cell surface glycoprotein CD1e, membrane-associated-like. Gene Ontology annotation, cellular component: external side of plasma membrane. Gene Ontology annotation, biological process: positive regulation of T cell mediated cytotoxicity; antigen processing and presentation, endogenous lipid antigen via MHC class Ib; immune response. The record is from RefSeq and is a predicted model, not a curated record. NCBI's taxonomy places the organism in Eukaryota, Metazoa, Chordata, Mammalia, Primates, Indriidae. Gene Ontology annotation, molecular function: lipopeptide binding; endogenous lipid antigen binding; exogenous lipid antigen binding.